Budorcas taxicolor (takin) is the source of this 261-nucleotide messenger RNA. It is a transcript of the gene SPINK4, whose product is annotated as serine peptidase inhibitor Kazal type 4. The record is from RefSeq and is a predicted model, not a curated record. The transcript is spliced from 4 exons. Lineage: Eukaryota; Metazoa; Chordata; Mammalia; Artiodactyla; Bovidae. Bases 1 to 261 code for a protein of 86 amino acids. Gene Ontology annotation, molecular function: serine-type endopeptidase inhibitor activity; protein binding.
AUGGCUGCCCGCCUGUGGAUAGUUGCCCUGGCCUUGGCUGUUCUCUUCCUUGUGGACAGGGAGGUGUCCGGUUCGGCAGAUAAGUUGGUUUUCUGGAGAAUGCCCAUCUGUGAACACAUGGUAGAGUCUCCAGUCUGCCCCCAGACAUAUGACCCGGUCUGUGGCACUGAUGGGGUCACGUAUGAGAGUGAAUGCAAGCUCUGCUUGGCUCGGAUAAAAAACAGACAGGACAUCCAGAUCCUGAAGGAUGGGAAAUGCUGA